This is a messenger RNA of Erinaceus europaeus (western European hedgehog), 2219 nucleotides long. It is a transcript of the gene TAF6, whose product is annotated as TATA-box binding protein associated factor 6. Gene Ontology annotation, biological process: RNA polymerase II preinitiation complex assembly; transcription initiation at RNA polymerase II promoter. Bases 55 to 2088 code for a protein of 677 amino acids. Gene Ontology annotation, cellular component: SLIK (SAGA-like) complex; transcription factor TFIID complex; SAGA complex. NCBI's taxonomy places the organism in Eukaryota, Metazoa, Chordata, Mammalia, Eulipotyphla, Erinaceidae. Gene Ontology annotation, molecular function: protein heterodimerization activity; transcription coactivator activity; RNA polymerase II general transcription initiation factor activity. The record is from RefSeq and is a predicted model, not a curated record. The transcript is spliced from 14 exons.
UCUGUCUCUCCACCCUGGGGCUGUAGCCUUCAGGGAGGGAUCAGGGCCUGCAGCAUGGCCGAGGAGAAGAAGCUGAAGCUUAGCAACACAGUGCUGCCCUCAGAGUCCAUGAAGGUGGUGGCUGAGUCCAUGGGCAUUGCCCAGAUCCAGGAGGACACCUGCCAACUGUUGACUGACGAGGUCAGCUACCGUAUCAAGGAGAUCGCACAGGAUGCUUUGAAGUUCAUGCACAUGGGCAAGCGGCAGAAACUCACCACCAGUGACAUUGACUAUGCCCUGAAGCUAAAGAAUGUUGAGCCACUCUAUGGCUUCCAUGCCCAGGAAUUUAUCCCCUUCCGGUUUGCUUCCGGUGGGGGGAGGGAGCUCUACUUUUACGAGGAGAAGGAGGUGGACCUCAGUGACAUAAUCAACACCCCACUGCCCCGUGUGCCUCUGGACGUCUGCCUCAAAGCACACUGGUUGAGCAUUGAGGGCUGCCAGCCUGCCAUCCCAGAGAACCCACCCCCAGCUCCCAAAGAGCAGCAGAAGGCAGAGGCCACAGAACCCCUGAAGUCAGCAAAGCCAGGCCAGGAGGAAGACGGACCCUUGAAAGGCAAAGGGCAAGGGGCAGCUUCCAGUGAUGGCAAAGGGAAAGAAAAGAAGGCGCCGCCCCUGCUGGAGGGAGCCCCUUUGCGGCUGAAGCCCCGCAGCAUCCACGAGCUGUCUGUGGAACAGCAGCUUUACUACAAGGAGAUCACGGAGGCCUGCGUGGGGCCAUGUGAGGCCAAGAGAGCGGAAGCCCUGCAGAGCAUCGCCACAGACCCUGGGCUGUACCAGAUGCUGCCCCGGUUCAGCACCUUCAUUUCAGAGGGGGUCCGUGUGAAUGUGGUACAGAACAACCUGGCCCUGCUCAUCUACCUGAUGCGCAUGGUGAAGGCGCUGAUGGACAAUCCCACACUGUACUUGGAGAAAUACGUGCAUGAGCUGAUUCCCGCUGUGAUGACCUGUAUCGUGAGCCGACAGCUGUGCCUGCGGCCAGAUGUGGACAAUCACUGGGCACUCCGGGACUUCGCCGCCCGUCUGGUGGCCCAGAUCUGCAAGCACUUCAGCACCACCACCAACAACAUCCAGUCCCGCAUCACCAAGACCUUCACCAAGAGUUGGGUGGAUGAGAAGACCCCGUGGACCACGCGUUACGGCUCCAUCGCAGGCCUGGCAGAGCUGGGGCAUGAUGUAAUCAAGACACUGAUCCUGCCUCGGCUACAGCAGGAGGGGGAGCGGAUCCGAGGGGUGCUGGACGGCCCAGUGCUGAGCAACAUCGACCGCAUCAGCGCAGACCAUGUGCAGAGCCUCCUCCUGAAACACUGUGCCCCCGUCCUGGCAAAGCUGCGCCCACCGCCGGACAACCAGGACACCUACCAGGCAGAAUUCGGGUCCCUGGGUUCCCUCCUCUGCUCUCACGUGGUCAAGGCUCGGGCCCAGGCCGCCCUGCAAGCCCAGCAGGUCAACAGAACAACGUUGACCAUCACUCAGCCCCGGCCCACACUGACCCUGUCGCAGGCCCCUCAGCCAGGGCCCCGCACCCCUGGGCUGCUCAAGGUGCCCGGCUCCAUUGCACUGCCAGUCCAGACACUGGUGUCUGCGAGGGCGGCCGCCCCACCCCAGCCUUCCCCUCCUCCCACCAAGUUCAUCGUCAUGUCCUCCUCGAGUGCCUCCUCUACCCAGCAGGUCCUAUCUCUCAGCACCUCAGCCCCUGGCUCUGGCUCCACCACCACCUCCCCUGUCACCACCACAGUCCCCAGUGUGCAGCCCAUCGUCAAGCUGGUCUCCACAGCCACCACAGCUCCCCCCAGCACUGCCCCUUCGGGGCCUGGCAGCGUGCAGAAGUACAUCGUGGUCUCUCUGCCCCCAGCUGGGGAGAGCAAAGGGGGGCCCACCUCCCACCCUUCUCCGGCCCCUGCUCCAUCCUCAACGCCGUCCCCACUCGGUGCCAGUGCCCUCUGUGGAGGGAAACAAGAAGCUGGGGACAGCCCCCCUCCCGCUCCAGGGACUCCAAAGGCCAAUGGCUCCCAACCCCCUGGGCCUGGCUCACCCCAGCCUGCACCGUGAGGCUGCCUCAGCCACUGACAUUCCCUCUCUGGACUCGCUCACUUGGGGGGCAAGAAGUCUACUUCCUCUGUGUUACUUUCUUCUUAGAUGUACAGCCAGUUCCUCAGAAUAAAAGUUGGGUUUGUAAUUGA